Didymosphaeria variabile is the source of this 663-nucleotide messenger RNA. RefSeq lists its product as uncharacterized. The coding region runs from base 1 to 663 and encodes 220 amino acids. NCBI's taxonomy places the organism in Eukaryota, Fungi, Ascomycota, Dothideomycetes, Pleosporales, Didymosphaeriaceae. The transcript has 2 exons. The record is from RefSeq and is a predicted model, not a curated record.
AUGAGGGACCAGAACGGAGCGCCGGAACCGCCCGCACUUCGCUCCAGCCGCUUUGCCCUUGCGCAGACUUGUCGACAACUUCGACAAGAGUACCUCACGAUCUGCUGGAAUGGCGCUCGCCUCGCUGUUCGCUGGAGGGAUGCACUUGCCUUCUUCAACACGUUCUAUACCCCCGAUGAACGCCACAUCAUCACCAACAUCCACCGAGCGCCGCAGCGUCUGACAGUCUUGGUCGGCGCCUUCCAUGUGGCUGGGCCAAUCCUCGAGAUCCUGCCAUUCGUUCAGAUGAGCUUGAUCACUCGGACUACGUGCUUCUUCGACAUCGACUACUCGAGCGUUACCACCACUCGCGACCGCGAUUUGGCCGAGGAAGACUGCAACACCAUGCACUCCUUCCUCGCCUGCCGGGUCAAGCAGUGGCGUCUCGACGUUACCUCCGGCAAACUCCGGUCCAUCAAGUGGAAGCGCAACUACUUGCCGGCUAGGCCGCGCGCACGCGUUUGGGUCCAGUUCAAGGAGCCCUUCGCUCCCCAGGAUUGGGCCGUGAUGGCCGGUCACUACUGCCCGAAGUAUCUUGCUAUGACCGUCUUCGCGCAUCUGAGCGAGGCCGAUAGGUUCGAUCUGCAGCAAACCUUCGGCUGCAAGUUCAGCGUGACGGUCUAG